Colletotrichum destructivum is the source of this 1240-nucleotide messenger RNA. RefSeq lists its product as uncharacterized. NCBI's taxonomy places the organism in Eukaryota, Fungi, Ascomycota, Sordariomycetes, Glomerellales, Glomerellaceae. The record is from RefSeq and is a predicted model, not a curated record. The coding region runs from base 13 to 339 and encodes 108 amino acids. The transcript has a single exon.
UGAUCAACAAAGAUGGCGAGAGUUUCGCGUUUGCAUCGAAUGCGCUUGCUGCCACCGUUGUCAUCCAGGUCUUCUCCUAUGAUUGGCAAGGGCAUUAAAUAUGGAUACGUGUGUACAGGCGAGGCCUUCGUCUUCCUUCACAUCCCGGAUGACCCCACCACCGUUCGCUAUCAUGUAUGUGUUCCCAAUCUGGACGUCCUGGAUGACGACGAGAACAGGCUUCGCUUCACCGUACGGCUGUCGCGCAGGUCUUCGCUUUCAUCAUCCAGAUCCUUCGUUCCGAGCCGCCUCCUCCGAGCUGGCACAACGCGGCUGCAGCCCUCGACCCCUGGGCUGUAGAACAUGACGACGCACUAAGAAACGUUCCCGAAUCCGUACGCAAGUGCAAGGAAACUCGUGCCUCUCCCUACAAACCCUAACGCUAGCGAGGCUUCAACCGCUCGCCGAUUCAGACACGCUCUCGCUGCAAGCUGUAGCAGGCAACCGCUGAUUCAACGUAGCGAGUUCAUUAUCGGCGCUUUAUCAGAGCACGACAUCGUCGGGUGGUCAGCAGCUUUGAGUGACGGAAUGACAUCCAGGAUGGCAUCUAUUCUGUUACCAACUGACAUCCCCAAAACUCCCUAUAGUUUCCCUGCCAAUCACGUCCUUUCAUUAUAUCCCCGAAAGCACGCACUUCCCCCAAAUCACGAUCCUCAAAUGGCAUCCCUCAAAUGGCAUCCCUUCAUUACGUCCCUUAAAACGCAUCCCUUAAAUCACGUCCGUUAAAUCACGUCGGUACGAAUCGCAGGCCGACUCACGCGCCAAGACAUCAUCCAAUGGGCUAACAGCAAAAGCUUACUGGGCGCUAGAGAAGUAAUGGAGCUGCUAGACUGGCGACAGAGUGCCACGUUACUGGGCUUCUGGGAGGUCCCGACCUGGAAGAUUCCAGAAUUCUGACAGUCGCGUGCCCCGCCGGUAGACUACGGCAGCUGCCGAGGGCAACUCAAGGCAUGAGCUGCAAACGAACAGAUGGGGGAGAGCAGGGCAAGUUGGUCACUAGGCAGUUCGUGUCCAGCACUUAACAAAAAGCAACAUUAUUCUGUACAUAUUUCCGUGUCAUGGAUUAACUCUCAUACAAAGGCAUCAGAAGGGGCGCUAAAAGGGCAUCAGUGGAGGAGCGGGACACUGGCAGAGCACCGGUAGAAACAAGCCUUAACGGUGUUGGAGGGCUGCAAGUCAAUGAAUCGUCAAGUCUGCUUCU